Messenger RNA from Thamnophis elegans (Western terrestrial garter snake), 1584 nucleotides. RefSeq names its product YY1 associated factor 2 (gene YAF2). Gene Ontology annotation, molecular function: transcription coregulator activity; DNA binding. Gene Ontology annotation, biological process: positive regulation of DNA-templated transcription. The transcript is spliced from 4 exons. Bases 281 to 823 code for a protein of 180 amino acids. Lineage: Eukaryota; Metazoa; Chordata; Lepidosauria; Squamata; Natricidae. The record is from RefSeq and is a predicted model, not a curated record. Gene Ontology annotation, cellular component: nucleus.
GUGGGAAGAAAGGGGGAGCACAAGGUCGGGUUGAGCGAGGGGGCGGCGGCGGCAGCAGGAGUUUCCCCGACAUCUGGAGGUGUCGGCGGCCCCGCUUGGGAGCGAACGGCGGGCGGGAGCUGUUCGCCGCAGCAAUAGCGGCUGCAGCGGCUCCUCCUCCUGCUGCUGCUGCUUCGCCGAGUCCCUCCGCCUGAGUCGCCUCUCCGAGCCUCCGGUCGCUCCUCCUUACUGACAAAAACACAAAGGGCCGCACCAGUCUGGAGACGCCUCUGUAGCCGGCAUGGGAGACAAGAAGAGCCCCACAAGGCCGAAGCGGCAGCCGAAACCUUCCUCCGACGAAGGCUACUGGGACUGCAGCGUCUGCACCUUCCGGAACAGCGCCGAGGCCUUCAAGUGCAUGAUGUGCGAUGUGAGGAAGGGCACCUCCACCCGGAAACCUCGACCUGUCUCUCAGCUGGUUGCGCAACAGGUUACCCAGCAAUUUGUGUCCCCUACACAAUCAAAAAAAGAAAAAAAAGACAAAGUAGAAAAAGAAAAAAGUGAAAAAGAAACUACUACCAAAAAGAACAGUCAUAAGAAAACCAGGCCCAGAUUGAAAAAUGUGGAUCGAAGUAGUGCUCAACAUUUGGAAGUUACUGUUGGUGAUCUGACAGUCAUUAUUACAGACUUUAAGGAAAAAACUAAGUCGUCACCUGCUUCAAGUGCAGCUUCUGCAGACCAGCACAGUCAGAGUGGUUCUAGUUCUGACAAUACAGAGAGAGGAAUGUCCAGGUCAUCUUCACCUAGAGGAGAAGCCUCAUCACUGAAUGGAGAAUCUCAUUAAAGUUUAUUUACUUCAGUUUAUUUAGUCUUUUGUCUCAAAAAAUUACAUAUAUACAACUUCUGCCAACAGUUACCGCAUUUUCAUGACUUAUUAUCACCAUGCAUGAUUAUGUUUACCCAGAUAUGAUUUAUGCAGUUUUUUACAAGCAGUGCUGCAGUGCAGUUAAAUUGCACUGCAAUCUACAAAACAUUUUUAGAUCAAUUUUUUAAUCUUCAUAUACAAUGGUGCCAUGAAAAUGUGGUUUGAAUAUGCUUGAUGCAGUGUUACUGGCAAGUCCUUUUCCUCUUUUACUUUAGUGAAUUUUAACAGAACUCUUGGAUUCUAUGCUAUUGGCAUGUACUGAAUGAAUUAAAAAAGCUGCCUAAAUAUGUAUUAUUUGAGAAUUGUGAAUCAUAGUUAUAUAUGUAUGCAAGUCAAAGAUCAACUUAAUCAACUAUUGCUGCAAAAGACUUUUCAUAAUGAUUAUCUUUAAAACACCUGCUGGUACUUGGUGUGGUUGAAUAGGAAAAUGCUAUUAAAUAUAACAUUUGUAUGAAUUUUUGCCAAUGUCCAACACAUUUUACUGGAUUAUUGUAACUGAAUAAUGUUGCUAGCUUCUCCAAUAUUUUCCUCAUACAUUUAAAACAUUUAUUGUUAACGUUUACAAGCAAAAAAGUAAAUCUGUUAAAAACAUUGUUUAGCUUUAUAAUUCAAAUAUAGUACUACCUUGUCCUUAUACACUGGUAUUCUCUGUUAUAGAACAUAAAUUUAUUCUGAAAUUA